Molecule: messenger RNA, 1977 nt
Organism: Oryctolagus cuniculus (rabbit)
Lineage: Eukaryota; Metazoa; Chordata; Mammalia; Lagomorpha; Leporidae
Source: RefSeq, a predicted model, not a curated record
GUCGGGGACCUCCCGGGAAGGGGCGGAGCUUCAGCCGUGGCGCCAAAUCGCGAACAUGGCGCCGGAGAGAGUGCGGAGCCGGGUGCUCUCCGCCUUCAAGCUACGCGGCUUAUUGCUGCGGGGUGAAGCUAUUAAAUACCUCACAGAAGCGCUUCAGUCUGUCAAUGAGGUAGAGCUUGAAGAUGCGUUGGACAGGAUCAUCGAUGCGGUUGAAAAGCAGCCCUUAUCAUCAAGCAUGAUCGAGCGAUCUGUAGUGGAAACAGCGGUCCAGGAAUGCAGUAAAUCAGUAGAUGAAACUAUAGAACAUAUUUUCAAUAUCAUAGGAGCAUUUGAUAUUCCACGCUUUGUGUACAAUACAGAAAGAAAAAAGUUUCUCCCUCUGUUAAUGACCAACCACCCUGCACCAAAUUUGUUUGGAACAGCAAGAGAUAAAGCAGAGCUGUUUCGUGAACGAUACAUCAUUUUGCACCAGCGGACCCACAGGCAUGAAUUAUUUACUCCUCCAGUGAUAGGUUCUCAGCCUGAUGAAAGCGGCAGCAAAUUCCAGGGAAAAUUUUUUCUGGAAGAUCCUACUGGAACAGUACAACUAGAUCUUACUAAGGCUCAGUUCCAUAGUGGUCUCUACACAGAGACUUGCUUUGUCUUAGCAGAAGGUUGGUUUGAAGAUCAAGUGUUUCAUGUCAAUGCCUUUGGAUUUCCACCCACUGAGCCCUCUAGUACCACCAGGGCAUACUAUGGGAAUAUUAAUUUUUUUGGAGGACCUUCUAGUACAUCAGUGAAGACUUCUGCAAAACUAAAACAACUAGAAGAUGAGAAUAAAGAUGCCAUGUUUGUGUUCAUAUCUGAUGUAUGGUUGGACCAAGUAGAAGUAUUGGAAAAACUUCACACAAUGUUCUCUGGCUAUUCACCAGCACCUCCAACCUGCUUUAUUCUUUGUGGUAAUUUUUCAUCGGCACCAUAUGGAAAAAAUCAAGUUCAAGCUUUAAAAGAUGCCCUAAAAACUUUGGCAGACAUAAUAUGUGAAUACCCAAAUAUUCACCAAAGUAGUCGUUUUGUGUUUGUACCUGGUCCAGAAGAUCCUGGAUUUGGUUCCAUCUUACCAAGGCCGCCACUUGCUGACAGCAUCACUAAUGAAUUCAGACAGAGAGUACCAUUUUCAGUUUUUACCACUAAUCCUUGCAGGAUUCAGUAUUGUACACAAGAAAUCAUUGUCUUUCGUGAAGACUUAGUGAAUAAAAUGUGCAGGAACUGUGUGCGUUUUCCUAGCAGCAACCUGGAUAUUCCUAAUCACUUUGUAAAGACUCUGUUAUCCCAAGGCCAUCUGACCCCACUACCUCUUUACGUCAGCCCGGUGUACUGGGCGUAUGAUUAUACUCUGAGAGUGUAUCCGGUGCCUGAUCUACUUGUCAUCGCAGACAAAUAUGACCCUUUCACUGUGACCAAUACUGGAUGCCUCUGCAUAAACCCUGGCUCUUUUCCAAGAAGUGGAUUUUCAUUCAAAGUUUUUUACCCUUCCAGCAAGACGGUAGAAGACAGCAAGCUUCAAGGCUUCUGAGAUUCUUAAAGACCAUCUGAAGAAACAGAACUCAUAAAUUUCCUGUUUUAUGUAAUUGUGACAUUAAUUUUAAAUGAAAUGAUAAACACUGGGGCCAGCGCAGUAGUGUAGUGGGUAAAGCCACUGCCUGCGAUGCUGGCCUCCCAUAUGGGCACCAGUUCAAGUCCCCGCUGCUCCACUUCUGAUCAGCUCUCUGCUAUGGCCUGGGAACGCAGUCGAAGAUGGCCCAAGUACUUGGGUCCCUGCACCUGCAUGGGAAGACUGGAAGGAAGCUCCUGGCUUUGGAUCUGUGCAGCUCUGGCUGUUGCAGCCAAUUGGGGAGUGAACCAGUGGAUGGAAGACCUCUCUCUGCCUCUCCUCUCUGUGUAACUCUUUCAAAUAAAUAAAUAAAUCUUAAGUAAAUAAAUGAAAUGGUAAAUUUU